AUGAUAGAUUGGAUCAACGAGCGGUUCGUCCGAGCUGUGAGAGGACUUGAGUGUUGGGCUUCGACGAGUCGUGGAGAGGGGAGCGGUUUCACGAAGGCCAUGGCGAGAAGAGGGUCGGUUGGUGCCCCUGUAGAAAAAUCGAUGUCUUCAUUGAAAGUACGCUCUUACCGUAACAAGGGUUCUCGUGAGGAUGAAGCCGUUGGAUUUUCUGUGCCUCGAUCGGCGGUUGCGAACCGUGCCUUGUCUGCGAUGCCUAUGGACAUCGCCAAGUCGGAGAGGACACCCAGGCCGUACGGGGGGGAUUCGAACGACAAGUUGCUGGAACUAAUAGUUCAGCUUUUCUUGAGGCUCCUGAACUUCCAAUUCGUUGAAAAUAGUGCGUCGUCCACAAGAGCUGUGCCUGUUUCUGCUGUGUUGUAG
This is a messenger RNA of Pochonia chlamydosporia 170, 420 nucleotides long. RefSeq lists its product as hypothetical. The coding region runs from base 1 to 420 and encodes 139 amino acids. The transcript has a single exon. The record is from RefSeq and is a predicted model, not a curated record. Lineage: Eukaryota; Fungi; Ascomycota; Sordariomycetes; Hypocreales; Clavicipitaceae.